CCGCCACAAUUGUGCGCAAGUUGCAGUGAAUAAUUUGUUAUGAAACCAUUGUCAAUUUUGACAAGACUCCCUCAAAGGGAAGAUUUAAUGAGUUUUACUCAAAAAUAUUAAAAAAAUUAUACAAUAUUCCCAAAAUGUCCUUAUUGAAAGCAUUCUCAAGAUUAACUCUACAAUCGUCAAAAUAUUUGGCACAGCCUUCGGCAUGGCUCCAUACAUCACCGGUUCUGUGUGCUGAACCACUGAAGAAAAAGAAGAAGUUGGAUCCACAAAUCAUCAAGCAACGUGAGGACAGACGUAAAAAGAAAUUGGAAAAACAAAUUAGACGUUUGGAGAAGAAUGCCCGCCAAUUGAAACCCAUCGAGGAACUGGAGGUCCCUCUGACGUUGAUAGAUGAACAAAAACAACGUACACGCACUUUGCCACCUCUGAGCGAAGCCGAAGUGGAAAGAAGGAUCCAACUCAACAAGCAAUGGUCACGUUAUAAACAUGAACAGAAAAUGCAAGAAUAUCAGAUAAUGGAUCGGCUAAUGCAAUCACAGCGUAAAGCUUUGGAAGAGUUGCGACUGGAAUCGGAAGAGCUGUAUCAGGAGGCUAUACAACCCGACAUGUCCUUGUUGCCGGUUAAAAUUAAGGGUCCAGUGGCAACACCACCCAUUCCCAAUUAUGUCUCGCCCGAUGGUGAAUAUAUACUAGAAUCCAAAAAAUGGGAUAUUUAAUAUCUUCUAGGAUAAUGUAAUUUAGGCAAAAUGUUUUUGUUUGUAUAUUUGCCAAUAAAUAUUGAAAAAUAAACUCGGGAUAUUUAAUUAUGA
Molecule: messenger RNA, 809 nt
Organism: Musca domestica (house fly)
Lineage: Eukaryota; Metazoa; Arthropoda; Insecta; Diptera; Muscidae
Gene: mRpL40
Product: large ribosomal subunit protein mL40
Exons: 3
Coding region: 135-716 (193 amino acids)
Cellular component (GO): mitochondrial large ribosomal subunit; mitochondrial ribosome
Source: RefSeq, a predicted model, not a curated record